CAUACAUUCUCCCACAAGCACCAACUUCCGUCUAUAAACACUGUCAGCGUUUCGCGUUGUGCCGCUACGUGUUUGGGACAGUUUUUAUUUUAUUUCUGCUGUCGGUUUGAGGACAGGGACAGAGAGAAGCUGAUCACCAUGGCCUCAUCUGAUGAAACCGAGGGCUCUCUGACCCCUGUGGAUUUUAUCCAGCUGCAGCAUUACAUGGAAGACAGCAACUUAAGGGUGAAAGACGUGAUUAAGGAGUUUCAACCUGGAGGUCGCUUGGCGCAGCACAGAUUUGGGGAGUGCGUUGAUGCCGUGGGCUUCUCUCUCUUCCUCAAGACUUACCUAGAAGUGGAUGACUUCCCUGCAGAUUUCUGCCAACGCCUUUUUCGCUAUUUUCGGAAUGUGGAGCAAAAUGGGCCCACAAAGUGCCCUCAGUCGAAAGCAGGUGGUGUCUUUCUACGUGAUGUGUCCUGUUACUUCUCAGUGCUGGAGGAAGGACAGCCACGGGAGAAGCUUGAAUUUACAUUCAAACUAUAUGACAAAGAUGUCAACGGACUCCUGGACAGUUCUGAAGUGGAUCGUAUAAUCACCCAGAUGAUGCGCGCUGCUGAUUAUCUCGGCUGGGAUGUGACUGAACUCAGACCUGUGCUUAAAGACAUGAUGACAGCCAUCGAUGUGGAUGACAGUGGGACCGUCACUCUGGAAGAGUGGGUGAAGGGAGGCAUGAACAAUGUGCCUUUACUUGUUCUCCUUGGACUGAAGGUGACAGAGAGGGAUGGGCAGCACAUUUGGAGGAUGAAGCAUUUUAACAAGCCAACCUACUGCAGCGUGUGUCAGAACAUGCUGCUCGGCCUCGGAAAACAGGGACUCUGCUGCACAUGCUGCAAGUACACUAUCCACAGCCAGUGCGCCAACAAGAAUCCUGAAUCCUGCGCUCGCACAUUUGUCAAAUCCAAAAAGGAAAUUGGUAUAGCAGCUCAUGACUGGAUCAGAACUGACUGUAACUCCACCAAGUGUCAGGUCUGCCACAAGAAGAUCAAGACUUUAGCGGGGAGAUGCUGCAUGUGGUGCCAGGAAAUGCGUCAUGACGAGUGUCUUUUCUCUGGCAUAUCGACCUGCGAGUGUGGACCACUGAAAGAUCAUAUACUACCUCCAUGGGCCAUCUAUGCCGUCUCAAAGGAGGAGGACUCCAGCCUGUUGAAUGUCACUCCGGAUGGCCACAUCCUGCAGAUUGUUCCUAUUCCAGACACCCACCCUCUGCUGGUGUUUGUAAACCCAAAAAGUGGAGGAAAGCAAGGCGAACGAGUUCUCAGGAAGUUUCAGUACCUGCUAAACCCUCGUCAAGUCUACAAUCUGUCCAAUGGAGGCCCUGCUCCAGGGCUGCACUUCUUCCGUAAUCUGCGUGAGUACAGGAUCUUAGUGUGUGGAGGAGACGGCACAGUUGGGUGGCUCCUGGAUGCCAUAGACAAAGCUGACCUCCAGGUGCAUCCUCCAGUAGCUGUGCUGCCUCUGGGCACCGGGAAUGACCUGGCUCGCUGUCUGCGAUGGGGAGGCGGAUAUGAAGGGUCAGACUUGAAAGAAAUCCUGAAGGAGAUUGAAGCUAGCGAAUUGGUUCACAUGGACCGCUGGAGCAUUCAGGUGAUACCGGAUGACCCUCAAGAGGCAGGAGACCCCGUGCCCUACGAGAUCAUUAAUAACUACUUCUCUAUUGGAGUGGACGCCUCCAUUGCUCAUCGCUUCCACUCCAUGAGAGAGAAACACCCUCAGAGGUUCAACAGCAGGAUGAAGAACAAACUUUUGUAUUUUGAGUUUGCCACUUCAGAGACCAUCUCUGCCUCCUGCAAGAAGCUGAAGGACUGUCUCACAAUUGAGUGCUGUGGGAGACCUCUGGACCUGAGGAACAUGUCUCUUGAGGGCAUAGCUGUCCUCAACAUACCCAGCAUGCACGGAGGCUCCAAUCUCUGGGGCGAAUCCAAGAAGCCAGAUGGCGUGCCAGUGAUGGAGCAUAGUGAGGUUAUCACUGACCCCGAAAUUCUAAAAACAACCUCACAAGACAUGAGCGACAAACGUCUGGAGGUGGUGGGGCUGGAGGGAGCCAUAGAGAUGGGGCAGAUCUACACUGGACUGAAGAACGCCGGGCACAGACUGGCACAGACCUCCCAAAUAACCAUCAGGACGAUCAAAGCCUUGCCCAUGCAGAUUGAUGGGGAGCCCUGGAUGCAGCCUCCUUGUACUAUCCAUAUAACUCACAAGAACCAAGCUAACAUGCUAAUGGCCACUCCAACCAAGACCUCCGGCUUCUUCCACCUCAAGUAGAGAAACCACCUCAUCCUCCAGUCUUCUGCUGAGGGCGACUGCACACCACAAUGGAUAAAAAGAAAAUGCGCUAUGCUGAAUGUGCUUUAUUGUUUAGUUUUUAAUGUGUCUGUCCUCUGCACUUAAUCACUGUUGGUUUCGUUUUAAAUUAUUGCUUGCAGUAGAUUCUGCAAUCUGCUUUGCAGAAUCAAAUGUGCAAAUAUUAUUCCUUUGAUUGUUGCUAUUGUGUGCCAACUAAAAUGUAAUGCUUACGUUUUUGUGAAUAAAAGAGCAGAGCAUGUUGUGUGUCUACAGUAUAUGGAUAAAGAACGUAUAUAACUGUGCUUUACUUGUGAGUAUUGUUUCAAUGGUAAAUCAUAUUCAUAAUAGAGUUAGAUGUGUUAGAUGUGUUCAAUCUGCAGGAGCUCUCUUUGAUCAGCAACACGAUCCUACCCGUUAGUUCACUUUCACUGCCAAUGUUUAUCCAGUUGAAAGAAAAUUGUUAAUGACAGUCACUGUUUUUUGUGUGUGUUUUUUUACCGUUACUGAAAUAGGUGUGGAGUGAAUGUGACUGAAUGUGGUUCUAGUUGAGACCUGAAAGUGCUGUGGAGAGUGAGGCUCUAAGUAGCUCUCCUAAAUUUACCAAAUUUAGUAAACCCAAGUUUAGUUACAGUUAUCCUGUAACUUUGGCUAUUUACUGUAAUGUUUGCAUCAAUGUAGUGAACGUUUAAAACUGCCACAAAACACACAGACAUCUACCUGUACAUUACUGUCAUGCUAAAAUGUGGUGAAAGGUAAAAAAAACUGAUAUUAUUUAAAUGAUAUGCAUAAUGUGUCUUCAGCUACCGCGAAUAGGUCUUGUGUUGGAUUUAUAGUGUACUUGUGUACAUAUGUAACACGCUUGUAUGCUCAUUUACUGUCUUGUCUUAAUGUAAAAUUGUGUGAUUCUUUUUCUGUGAAGCACGUUGAAGGGAUGUGUUUAAAGGACAUAGUCUUAAAUCCUCUAAUGAAA
Molecule: messenger RNA, 3295 nt
Organism: Mugil cephalus (flathead mullet)
Lineage: Eukaryota; Metazoa; Chordata; Actinopteri; Mugiliformes; Mugilidae
Gene: dgkab
Product: diacylglycerol kinase, alpha b
Exons: 24
Coding region: 139-2304 (721 amino acids)
Biological process (GO): intracellular signal transduction; lipid phosphorylation; diacylglycerol metabolic process
Cellular component (GO): plasma membrane
Molecular function (GO): ATP-dependent diacylglycerol kinase activity; calcium ion binding
Source: RefSeq, a predicted model, not a curated record